Messenger RNA from Prorocentrum cordatum, 2871 nucleotides. Lineage: Eukaryota; Dinophyceae; Prorocentrales; Prorocentraceae. The record is from the annotation of a GenBank genome assembly.
AGCCAUUUUAGCUCAAGCCAUCUUGGCGCAAGCCGUGACAGCACGAGCGUAAUUCCCGUCAUUGCUGCCAAUGCUCAAGCCAAUGGCAAGUAAUGAAUCGGAUGAUCCAGAAAAGCCUUUUUUCAAAGAUUCCCCCCAUGCGUUGGAGGAGCAUAAUAGUGCCAGCUCGCAGAGGCGGGCCGACAUCGAUGGGCUGCGUGCUGUGGCGGUGCUUUCUGUCAUCGCUUUCCAUUUCAAUCCGACGUGGCUUCCAGGUGGAUUCACCGGGGUCGACAUAUUCUUCACCAUCUCGGGCUAUGUCAACACAGCUUCGCUUAUUCAUGGCGACCUGCCGUUGUGCGAUAAAACGUUUGCGUUUUUUGGCAGGCGAAUGUGGCGCUUGGCUCCUCCUCUUAUGGCGACUGUGCUCACAACCGUGGUCUUCACCAACAUUUUCACGCCAACGUAUGUUUUAGACUUGAACGGCUACUAUACGGCAGGCUUGCUCGGGCUUUUCGGUUUGUCCAACAAUUAUUUUGCGAGCCUUCAGCUAGAUUAUUUCGAGCGGGGACAUAAGAAUCUGGCCCUAAAUCCCUUCACUCACUUGUGGUCCCUUGGCGUGGAAGAGCAAUUCUAUAUACUCUUUCCCUUCGUGCUUGGCUGCGCACAGAAGUUGAGCGCAAACAGGUCGCCACUGAUCGUGCUUAUAGUUUUUUCUGUAAUUUCUGCAACGGUUUCUUGCAUACUGUCCAACGUUAACACUCAAGUGGCUUUCUAUACGUUGCCAUCAAGGUUUUGGGAGUUGUCUCUCGGCUCCUGCGCAUUUUACAUACCAGCAUCAAUGGAUGCACUUUAUGGUUGCACCAUUGCCACUGGAUCGAUUAAUUAUUUGCUGCAGGUUGCAGCUGUGUUGUUGCUUAUUGUGUCCCUGGUGUUCACGCCAAGUGAUUCGGGCUUUCCUUUCCCGUAUGCAUCCCUGGCUGUCGGGGGGACGUUUUGCUUCAUAUUGGCUGGCAGCUCGCCGAGUUCAGUCCCCAACGCAUGUUGCAGCCAUCGGCUCAUGGUGUACAUAGGAAGCCUUUCAUAUUCGCUUUACCUGUGGCAUUGGCCAGUGCUGGUCUGGUUCCGCCUGACAGAGUGUCUCGCGUAUUCUGGCGCACAUUUGAUUGCCAUGGUGCAUGUGCUAUCACUUUCAAUCGCAACUUACCAUGGCAUUGAAGUUCCCAUGAACAGGAACCGCCCGACGAAACCGUGCAAUAUGUUCGGCUACGUAGCGCCUGUUCUCGCCAUUGUGGCCGCGACUUCCUGGGCGCUGGGCUUCCACUUCGACGGCGCCCUGUAUGUGCAUGCAACAUGUACGCGUGCGCAUCUCACCGUGGACACCUUCCAGAAUAGCAGCGCCAACACCUCCAACAAGGUCCUUGAGGUGUGCCCUGGCGCAGGUGACUGGCACGAAAGCUCGUUUACGUGGCGCCCCGAACACCCAUCUUCUUGUCGCACGGGUUUCGCGUGGCCCAAGGAAGACGGAGAGCAGCGGAACCGAAGCGUGAUUUUUAUCGGGGAUUCUACCAUGAGUCGCACUUUUCGCCAGGGUUCAAAAGCAUGCAGCACGCAGUGGCACGUCAUUCGAAAAGGGUAUUGGUGUGGCUUGCCGGAGUACUUAGGAAUGGAGCGAGCUCCGAUGUGGGUUUCUCCAGCGCCGAAUUCAUUGAUGGGACCAACCGCCCGUGGUCUCGAUAAUCCCUUCUGCAUGGAUUGCGUAGGUUGCGCAUCUACACGCGGCCAGUGCACGAUUGCCGAUGUUCCUUUUGAUUUGGAAUACAUUGGAGUGGAAUUUACUAAAGAUGUAGAGAUGCCGACAACCAGAUCUAAUACCACUAUUGGUAGCGUUAUCGCUUACAUCCACAGUCAGCGCAAAUACGUCGAUGCUAUCUUCAUCAACAGCUGCAUUCAUGAUAUGUAUUUCAAACCUGAUGUGUUCACAACUGAACUUUAUGUACAGCGUGUGCGUUCCAACUUGCUGUCCCUACAAGGCUCAGCGAAGGUGAUCGUAUGGGUGUCCUGUAACCACUUCAGGGAGGAUGCUGGCCAUUCGACCAAUGCGCGAGGUCUACGAUGGAACGAGGCUGUUCGGAGCAUGAUCAACGCGGAGCUUCCUAACGUUGCUUACUUUGAUGUCGCAAAGAUGAGCCAAGUCCAAGCAAUGCACCAUGAUCGUUGUCAUAUGGUGCCAGAAUGGUACGAUAAUGUGGUUGACAUAAUGCUCAAUUUCGUAGUCAGAGGACCUGGCCACACAACUAGUUAAGUGCAGCGACGCGUUGAAUGGCUCACCCGGGCCUGCCAGAGAAGCGCGCCGCCACAUAGUCGAAAGUUUUGAUAUCCAAAUGCAUUGAUAAUCCUAAUACACAGAUGCCUGAUGGCCCUCGAACGCAGCUGCUGGAGGGGUGGAGCGAGAGGUACACAAAGAUUUGGCACCUCGUUUACCCCCUCCUCCCAUCCUGCUUUUUGCGCGUUUGGGAGCUUUCCUCGGCGAGGUGAGUCUGCCGGCCCCCGCGCCCCGAUCCACCACCAAGUCCAAACCAGCGGAGACGAGCUCCUGGUCCCUAUCCUUCCUUCCCCCCCUCCUACUCCUUCCCCCUCCCCCCUCCCCCAUGGAGACUUUCGCUUGCAGGUUGCCGAACAGCGGAUCACCAAGUACCUGCAUGUGCGAGUUCGCAGUGCUUCCGUGCCAGUGCGCCGUCCUUCCUUGUCCUUGCCUUAGAUGUUGUGUGGCACUUCGUCGGAGGGUAGGCCCGACGUUGCCCCAUCAGCCAGACCACUGCUGCUGCUGCACCUUGCCUUGCCUUUGCGCAAACAAAAAUAUCCCAGUGCGACCCUACCUAGGAAUUGGAG